Molecule: messenger RNA, 2022 nt
Organism: Penicillium cinerascens
Lineage: Eukaryota; Fungi; Ascomycota; Eurotiomycetes; Eurotiales; Aspergillaceae
Product: Zn(II)2Cys6 transcription factor domain-containing protein
Exons: 2
Coding region: 1-2022 (673 amino acids)
Biological process (GO): regulation of DNA-templated transcription
Molecular function (GO): DNA-binding transcription factor activity, RNA polymerase II-specific; zinc ion binding
Source: RefSeq, a predicted model, not a curated record
AUGUCACACCCCGUGGCUGCGGAGCCGUCGAACAAACGGCCCCGGUCUCCCGCGGGCGAGCACCAGCAUCUGCACCAGUCCAAGGUGCCCAAGACGCACUCGAACCACCUCCAGAUCAACUACCUCGCGCGCCAGUAUCCCGAUAACCUGCCUCUGGUCUCUGCUGAAGAUACCAUGCCCGCCAUAAUCCACCUGAUCGGCGAGUAUGACGGAGUACUCCACCGCCACGAGAGCAUCGCCGGCAACCUUGGCGCAUGCCCGCUGGGCCCGAUUCUGAUCAAACGCUUCGAGCGCCUGUUCGACGGACCCCCGCGCGUGCUCAAGUCGCACGGCAAGGAUGGUCCCACGGUUACCUGGCUGGACGUGGUCGAGUUCGCCAAGAGCAAGCCCGAGCAGUUCAAUCUGGAGAAGCAGCGCAACGGCAUUCGAGUCUGCCAGUUCUAUACCAAGCAGUGUCGCGUGGAGAUCAGUGAGGAGGACUUUGUGCUUAUUUCCUCGGGCAUGCCACAGAAGAUGAUUCCGCCGCAACCUAUAAUCGAGGACGAGGAGAAGGAGCUGGGCGCGCUGGAAAUUCUGGAGAAGAAUCUCCAGCAUAUCAUUCAGAUGGCUGACCAAGUGUCCGCCCGAGCCCGUCAGCUCAGUUACCGUCUGAAGAACCGCCGUACCGCGAUCGUGAGUCGACGAGAGAAUGACGCUUCAUUGCAAUCGCGCAGUGCGGUCGACAUUUGGCGCGAUGCCAAUGGUCAUGGCUUGACCAAUGGCCGUCAAUCCAAUACAUCGCCCUCCGGCUUCGUGGCCGUCAACGCAAAUCUGCCCGAGGCCGAGUCCGAAGAGAACCCGCUAUCAUCGCAGUUCAUGUUCUCCCACUCCAACACAGAAAAUGUGACUAUUAUAAAUGGGACCUCGAUCAAAGGCGCCUCGCCCACUACGCGCGCCGAACUCAUGAAGAAGUUCUUCACUACGGCUGAUCGCCAUGCGCGCGGCUACGAAGAUGCCUCGAGCCCAGUAAACCCGCAGACUCAGACUCAGCCUCUGCCGCGGCCUCGAGUCUCGGAUCCAGCGGAUUACAGUAUUAUACCGGCUGCUACAACCCCGGUCGCCAUUCCCGGUACUCCGACCUCACUACUCCCGCCGCCAAAGACGACACCCAGCGAGAAGGAUGACGGGGGCCCGUUCAAGCUGGAGAUGGUAGCCCGCAUGGAAGAGCUAGGCCGUGGCGAACGAGUGGUCCCACCCUGUGACCGGUGUCGCCGUCUCCACAUGGACUGUCUCAAGAAUCUGACUGCCUGCAUGGGCUGCACCAAAAAGCACGCCAAAUGCUCUUGGCGCGACGUCAAGGAAGAUGAGAUACGCGCAGCAUAUGGAUCGUCCGGGUUCAUACCACGUGAGCGCCACGAUGAAGAACGCCCUACCCUCCCUCCUAUCCAGAGUUUUGCGCCAUCUCCAGGCCCGAGUGGCCCAGCGCAUUCAGAGCGUGCUUCGGAGGCAGCUGCAUCUAUGGAUCCACACAGCUACUACCACAGUCGCCGUGAAUCAGCACCGGGGGCUUCACAUGUCGCUCCCGGCUCAGGAGCAUCUAUGAAUCUACCCCCAUCAUCCGCCAACUCACCACGGAGAGCCAUGAGUGAUGAAGGCAGUGGCCGGGUCCACCACGAGCACCAGCACUCGCACCCGCACCAGCACCCGCACCAGCACCCGCACCAGCACCCGCACCCGCACCCGCAUCACGGACACCCACAGCAGCGACCUGCUCAGGACGAUGACCCUGACGCGAAUCAGCGCCUGAUGCAGGCUAUCCUGGAUACGGUAGACCAUCACGCGCGGGUGGCGGCUGCCGUGCAGGAGAAAGAGCGUGGUGCCGAGCGGUCUGGGGAUAAUGGGAAUGAUCGGGAUGCCGAAAGAGAGCGCGAGCGCGAGCCGGAACGGGAACGGGAACGUGAACGAGAAAGGGAACGAGAAAGGGAAAGGGAACGGGAUCGUGACCGGGAUCGUGACCGGGAUCGACACCUGGUGCAGGCUUAA